GUUAGCACUCUCACUCUCACACGUGUGAGAAGAGAGAGAAGUUGUGUGAUGAUUUGUUAAAAGGGAGAGAAUGAAUAAAUACUAACAUAAUGACAGCAACUGGUUUUAAAAGAAAAAUCACACAUCCAUCUGUGUCUAUAUCCUUCACUCUCUUCUCUUUUUCUUAACUACUUCAUCUCUUUCUUGAACUCUGAAGAAUCCGUGUGGGUAUGUGUUUGAAAAACCCUCCAAAACUUGGAAAGUACUUUUGCUGUUUUCAGUUGUUUAAUUUACUUUCCUUCUUCUAUCUUCUUCUUCUUCUUCUUCUUCAUUCACUACUGCCUGUCAUGUCAAAAACCCUUUGAGUGCUUUCCUUAUACACUAGUAUGAACUCAUGCCCAUCUACCUUUAUAUACUCUUCCUCAUCACAGCAAAAUACCAGUAAUUCAAUGGGGAUGGUUUAUGAAGACAUGGCUUCUCUUUCUCUUUGCUCCAACUACACUCUCACCCCCUCCGCACCCAGCUGGGGCUUCCCCUUUGAGGAGCACCCCACUCACAACAGUGAUCUUGUGGAGGGUACUACAAAAGGUUCUGAUAGCAGCGAAGAUAAUGGGGUUAUUGGAGAAAACAAUAACAACAACAACAACAACAAUAAUAACAACCCUAAUAAUAAAGAGGGAGAGAGUAGUAGCGGACAGUCAAAGCUUUGUGCAAGAGGUCACUGGAGACCAGCAGAAGAUUCAAAACUGAAGGAGCUUGUUGCUCUUUAUGGCCCUCAGAACUGGAACCUCAUAGCUGAAAAGCUAGAAGGAAGAUCAGGGAAGAGUUGUAGACUGAGAUGGUUCAACCAGCUUGACCCGAGAAUAACGAGGAGAGCUUUCAGUGAAGAAGAGGAAGAGAGGCUGAUGCAGGCUCAUAGGAUUUAUGGCAACAAAUGGGCCAUGAUUGCAAGGUUGUUCCCUGGAAGAACCGAUAACGCUGUUAAAAAUCAUUGGCAUGUUAUUAUGGCUAGAAAGUAUAGGGAACAAUCCAGUGCUUAUAGGAGAAGAAGGCUCACACAAUCAAACAACUUUUACAGAAGAAUUGACCAUAAUAAUAAUCAUAAUAAUAAUAAUAAUGUAUCAUCAGAAUCAUCACCACCACCACACUGUUUUGUGGCUGGCUUCUCAUCACUACCGUUUCAUGGUGGUGUUCUUGACUUUGGUGCCAAUAAUAAGCCUUAUGCUGCUGUUGCUUCCUCUUCUUCUUCCACCUUCAAUUUCUUCUCUGGAGGUAGAGGCAAUAAUAAUAGUAGUAGUAACAGUGAGAUGGUAGGAGGAGAGUAUUAUUAUGGAAGUAAUCAUCAUCAUCAUUAUAAUCAGCAGCAAGCACAUAAUAAUAAUCAUGCUUACUACACUCGUUAUCCUAAUCAUCAGUAUAUGAUGAUGAUGAUGCCAUCAGUGCAACAGCAUCAAAACAACAACCAUAACAAGAAUUUUUACAGCUUCUCAUCAAAUUCAAGCACCACAGUAGCACAGGUGCUAGGCAGUGAUCCUUCACUAUCAUCCAUGGCAGAACAACAACACAGAGAUCAUGAAGAAGCCAGUGACCCCCCAACAACAAUCCCAGAGACUCCGUUAUUUAUUGACUUCCUUGGAGUAGGAGCCACAACAUGAAUGAAACCAAAGUUUCUUUUUAUAUUUAUUAGAAAUUUAGAACCCAAAAAAAAAAGAAAAAAAAGAAAAAAAAAGCUGCAAGCCUUUAUUUCCAGCGGAGGAUUCUCAAUAUAGGUGUGGUCCAACAUUUGCUUAGAAGCCAUUCGAGGUAAACAGAAAGGAUACUUUGCUUCAGUUUGGUGACUGUGUACCCCAUUGCGUCACUUCUCUUAUUAACAUAUAUCAAACCUUUUCUCUCUUGUGAUUUUCAUUUCUGACUCACAUGAGGACCCCCCCCUACGCCCUCUUCCCCUACCUCUAUAUAGUUCAAUUUCAUUUUCAUUUUAAUUCAUUGUUAAUGGGGAUCAUUAUUUGUGUUAUUAAAUGUGUCUUGGGGGCAUUGUACAGAGAAUAGUUAAAGAAAGGAAGGUACUAACUAAAACAAUUAUUUAGGGUGUGGAAUAAUGUAGAUAGCUGGGGGGAGUUAUUUUCGUUUGAAAGAUGUGUGUUUCUAGUUUGGGUUGAGGGAAUGGUUGUUUAAGUUUGUCGCUACAUAAAAGAGGAUUUCUUGGACUAUUUUGGGGUAUGAUGAUGAAAUUGAUGAGGAUAGCUAAAAAAGAAAAUAAAGAGGGUUGGGGGUUUGGGAAUGGGAACUGUGUUUGGAACAUCGUUUUCUCAUGGCCCUGCCAUUGCAAUAACUCAGGCACAAAUUCAGCAACUGAUUCCCAAAUGUGCAUUCAAGAUGGGGAAAACUGUUCAACGCACAUCAUCAACCUCUCUCUCUCUCUCUCUCUCAUCAAAUCUUUAUUAAGGAUCAUGAUUCAUGCCACUCACAUGACAUGGGGUUGUUAUUUGUUGUUUUAUUUUUUGUGUGUUGAUCAAAGAGUUUCUUUUUUGGUGGUCUCAGGCUUAAAUAAAUGACAGGAUUGAAUUUUGUUUUGUU
Molecule: messenger RNA, 2556 nt
Organism: Arachis ipaensis
Lineage: Eukaryota; Viridiplantae; Streptophyta; Magnoliopsida; Fabales; Fabaceae
Gene: MYB117
Product: myb domain protein 117
Biological process (GO): regulation of DNA-templated transcription
Cellular component (GO): nucleus
Molecular function (GO): RNA polymerase II cis-regulatory region sequence-specific DNA binding; DNA-binding transcription factor activity, RNA polymerase II-specific
Source: RefSeq, a predicted model, not a curated record